This is a messenger RNA of Paramisgurnus dabryanus, 3973 nucleotides long. The record is from RefSeq and is a predicted model, not a curated record. Lineage: Eukaryota; Metazoa; Chordata; Actinopteri; Cypriniformes; Cobitidae.
CAUUGAUGGGUGAAUGUUGUUCACCCAGACCAACAACUCUCAUUCACCGGCAAACUAGAAACUAAAACCGAAGUCUCUUAGAUUAACCAGCUCUUGAAUUUUAACAUUUCGCUGGUUGGACAGUUUGACAUAGAAAAGUAUUUUCUGAACUGAAGUGGCGGGAUUGUUGUUCUGCAACAAAUGGAUACAGAAUUGAGGACUUUAUAAAAAAAAAUCAAACUCAUUUAUGAUGCGAUCUUGUGACGCUCGCCUGGUACUGGCUCGGUUUCGGCAUUAUGGAUGAAAGAGAUACAGAAGCGCUCAUCGGGAGCAAGACUGAAAGUGAUCGGGCUCCCCUGAGCGAUGGAGGAGGACACAUUGCUGCUAAAUUCACGCUUUACAAAAGGAGAUGGUUCAUCUUAUUUGUACUCUGCCUACUAAAUUGUUCCAACGCAGUGCUCUGGCUGACCUUUGCACCGGUGGCCGAUCAGACGGCAGAGUACCUGAAAGUCUCUUUGGAUCUUGUCAACUGGCUGUCCCUCGUCUAUAUGGUGGUGGCCAUUUUCUUCAGCUUCAUUACUACAUGGAUGUUGGACUCACUAGGUCUGCGUUUCUCGCUCAUCCUGGGCUCUUGGCUUAACAUGUUGGGCAGCGUUCUGCGUGUUGUUGGUGUCCUGAGCUGGAUCCCUCAAUGGGCCGUGUUUCCUAUGGUAAUGGGUGGCCAAACUCUGUGUGCCCUCGCCCAGCCUCUGGUUAUUUUUGCACCCACCAAACUGGCAGCACUGUGGUUUCCAGAUGACCAGAGGGCCACGGCGAACACGAUUGCCUCAAUGGCGAAUCCUCUCGGAAUGCUUUUUGCGAAUAUCUUCUCUCCCAUGAUAAUUCACUACAGCAGUAAUCUUCUUAUGCUGCUUAUUAUAUAUGCCAUACCUGCCACCAUUGCCUGUUUCCUAGCAACAGUGGGAAUUCGUGAACGGGUCCCCCCGACACCCCCCUCCGCCAGCGUGGUGACCUCCAGCACUGAACCUUUUCUUCAGGGUGUAAAACUGCUACUAAAGAACAAAGCGUACAUGAUCCUGCUGGUGUGUUUCGGGUCGGGGAUAGGAGUUUUCACUUGCUUUUACACGUUACUCGAGCAGAUUCUUUGCAUUAACGGCUACUCAAAUGACUUUGCAGGAGUGUGCGGUGCUUGUUCGAUUGUAUUUGGUGUUGCGGGCGCUGGCGUUCUUGGCCUGUAUGUGGACAAGACGAAACAUUUUACAGAAGUCACUAAAAUCAGCAUGUGCCUGACAUCGCUGGGCUGCAUCGCAUUUGCUGUGGUUUCCCAGCUCAGGGACAUGAAGGUUGCCGUCGGUACUGCGUGCGCGUGGUUCGGCCUGUUUGGGUGCUCCGUGUAUCCCAUCGCCAUGGAGCUUGGAGUCGAGUGUUCGUACCCUGUGGGUGAAGCAACGUCAUCUGGAUUGAUCUUCAUAUCUGGACAGAUUCAGUCUGUCAUCUAUAUGGUGCUUCUUCAAGCUCUGACCAAACCUCAGACAGAUUCGUCAGUAUCUGUAUGUGUUACUGGAGGGGAGGCCGACCUGAACUGGACAGUGCCAGCGCUGGUGAUGGCAGGCCUGUGUACUGUGGGCACCUGCUGCUUUGUGCUCUUUUUCCACACGGAUUACCGAAGACUGAGAGCAGAAGCUGCGGCAUCACCAAAGAAUGUGACGGACCGGACAAGAGAAGGAGACACCUGAGCAAACAGCACAGGUGCCUGAAGAGAUCCACCGGGCCAUGCUUUCAAUUGUUUACAUGAAAGUUAAUAACUAGAACCUGAUUAAGCACUUAAAUUUGUGCCUUUAAUGGUAAUGUUUUUUUGUAUUAUUAAUACUCUAUAUAAUUUGAGCUUGAAAUCAGGACCAUCAUGAUGGUUUGUUACAUACAAAUGAAUUUUGCACAAGUUUUUGACAUUUCAGUUAAAGGUAGUGGUGAGCGGGGUACAAACUAACGCAGGGUUAAUUGUAACACUGCUACUUUACAUAUUUAUACAAGGCCGAGCAAUCUGUGCUUUUAGGAUGAUCUCCUGUGAAUUUGUGAAAACUUUGAUGUGUUUUGGUUAAGAUAUUGAACAAAGAGUGUUUUGGAGGCAUAAAAGUAAAUUUCUUCAUCUUAUGUUUUUUUUCCUGAGUUGGGUGUGUAAGUCACCAAAUCCAACCUUAAAUUAUUUUAAUCACUGUCUUGUUACCUAAAACAAAACACCAUUUUUAAACAUGUCAGCAACACCUAGUAACUGAUUAUCUGGGAUUGAAAAAUUUUAUACAUAGCGGGGUUAGUUGUAACACAGUGUUACAAUUAAACCUUAGGUAUAAAAUGAUAAUGAAAUGAAAACAAUGUAAAUAUUAUUCAUAAAAAUAAUUUUUUUGGCUUAGUUGUGCAUCCUUUCAAAAAAAAAUAUAUUUCUAUGCAUUGUUGCUUUAUACAAGGAUGGUGAGAUGAAGGAUCAUGGAUGGAUGAAUGUGUGGAUAUCUAUCUAUUAUAGGCAGAUAAGUAUAUAGACAGAUUCAUUAUUUGUGUUUAAACUAAAUUUUCUAGCAGGUGUUACAAUAAACCCUCCUUUUGGUGUUAAGUUGUCACAUUCGCACUUCUUUCACUUUCAUUGUAAUUGUACAAUUAACGGUAGGUCAAACAAACUUUAUUUGUUCAUUUGUAGCAGAGAUGUGUGUGUUGAUUGUGUAAAAAAUUAUUAAUCUAACUUUUAAUAUUUUUUUAAUCAUGAGCCAAAGCGAAAAAGCGUUACUUGGUGCCCCGCUCUUCCCUAAAUUAUGUUGUUUUAUACCAGAGCAUUUACACCAAAAGGUACAAACUUUUAACCAAGUACAAUUUUUUAUGCCUUUUUAUAUCUAAAUAGUAUCUUUCUUGCUUUUAAAAAUGACAAUUAAUUGUGGUUUUGGUACCUGUUAUUUAAAUGUAAGUUUUAUUUAUAAUGCUGUUGAUUUUAUGAAACUGACAAAAAUAUAAAGUUAGGUUCAAUAGUACAUCAAAUUUAUAAUGGAAAUAGUUUUAAGUUGUUGUGUUUUAAAGCAUCGUAACAUAAAUAAGAAUUAAAUUCUAUAUGAAAUAUUCUUGUAUUCGUUUUAUUUUCUUUUAAGGGGGUACUUUUUGCUAAUCACAUUAACCAACAAAUAUGUGCUUCUGAACCACAAAACCAUAAGCAGCACAGGUAUAUUUGUGACGGUAAUAGCCAACAAAACAUUGUAUGGGUCAAAAUUACUAAAAGGUUUUAAUGCCAAAAAUUAUUAGGAUAUUAAAGGAAAGUUUUGUAAAAAUCUUGUAAAUUUCCUACACUCAAAAAAAGUAUUAAUUGGAUUAAGUCAAUAAAAUUGUGGGCAGGAUUUCCAUCCAAUAUGAAUGUGUACCCGUAACUCAUAAAAACUGCUUUACACAAUAAAAAUAUAUUGUGUUAGUCCAACUCAAUUUAAAGUAAAUGGCAAUAUUCAAUUAGUUGCCUCAACUCAAUUUAGUGUAGUCUGAAUAACUCGAUUUAGCGUAGUUUGAAUAACUCAAUGUAGUGUAGUCUGAAUAACUCAAUUCAGAAAUAUUUAUUUUAUAUAAAACAUUUUUAUAUCAUACUAAUUAGCAUGAGCACAUGUUAGCAUGCUAAUAAUAAUGACAUAUGAUACUUUGGAUGAGCAUGUGAGAAGAGUCUGAUCUCCAAACAGGCAUUAACCCAGUUAGUGCUCAUUGAGAGAAAUACGUCACAUCCACAACCAGUGUUGGGGAAGUUACUUUAAAAAAGUAGUGUUUGCUCGUUACUCGUUACUUUUAAAAAAAGUAAUCCAUUACUUUACUUAGUUACCGCCUUUGGAAAGUAACUUUUUACGUUACUCGUUACUUUUACGUUACUUUUAUGUUGCCUGUAUUUUGAAAAUAUUUUGGAAACACACACAAACACACGAACACAUACACACAAUACCCUGUUACUCAGGCAUUUGAUCUUGACAUUGUUAAAAUCUUG